AGGCUCAAAUUGAAAUAGAUCGAUCAGUAAAUAGAUCGAGCAUUCGGAAAGUACGAGAAGGGACACGGAGAAGCCGUGUAUUUGCGUCUUGUAAGUCGAGCGUCGUUGAUCGAGUCUUCUGGCAAAGCUCUUUGUGACACCGUUUCGGUGGACUGCUCAAGCCGGGCCGUUGCCCGGGCGCGUUUCCUUGCUUUCCGUUCCGUUCCGUUCCGUUAACUUGCGCGUUUCGUUGCUUUACACUGGACGAACGAAAGCUUCAUUUCUUUCUUCGCUUUGCUCUCGCAACUUCAGUCGUCUUUGAAUUCAGUGAUCAACGUAUUCUUGUCAGUGUGCUCUCUCUCGCUUGCACUAUUUAUCUUUUAUUUCUGAUGUAGAGCAGCAUGGCGAUUAACAUUAAAUUUACAAAAUUCGAUAACACGGCAUGGGGCUUUCGACUAGCGGGUGGGAGCGAUUUUCCCCAGCCAUUGACUGUCAUCAAAGUUAACGAAGAGAGUCUUGCAGAAUGUAUGGGCAUAAAAGUAGGCGAUGUUGUCGUAAGAUUAAACGAUCAACCGAUCAGCGGUUUGACGCAUGGACAAGCACACGAGGCUCUCAAACUGGCAGGCAACAAUUUCGUUCUUGGUGUACAAAGAGAGGGAGAAGGUUCGCGUAAGGCUCUUGAAGGUAUAUCGGACGAGAACAUUGUCCCGUAUAAUAUUCCGCUAGCAGAUUUGCCGCCAGUUUUCCCGGAGAGAAUAUUAUCGGAAGAAACGGUAUUAGAGCAACGUGAAAUACCGAUUGAACGUUUACCAACACCGGAGAAGGUUGAGGAAUUGCCUGACAAGCCGAAAGACGCCAAUAGCGAGAUUAUACCUAAUCAAAAUCUCACUGACGAGGAGAUCGCGCAGUUGAUUCUCGAGGAGGAAGAAUUGCUUCCUGACAAGGGUGUUUUAGGGGUAAAUUUCAAGAAGUUGAGGCCACGUGCGACAGCUUUGAGAGAUUCUAAGGUCUUGGAGGAGCUUCAAAACAUCGCCACAGCUCCACCACCGGACAUAGAGGAACGUCAUCACGUUUCAACCUUUUUACAGAAGCCGAAUCGACCAAUACCAAAGGCUAAACCUCGCGAACCAGACGAGGGAGAACCGUACAGAGUAGUUAUAAAGAAGCAGUCGAAGAAAAGCGUGAUAGCACGCUUGGUGGAGAAGGGUCUGAUACCACCUGGAAGCCUCGACACGCCUGAACCAACUUCCGAGGUAAACAUGUACGCCCUCGAGAAGUCUAACGAAGAGUCUAAUGAAAUUGGGAGAGCCCUCUCUCACGAGGACAAGAUUGAUCUCCUUAAAACUCCUCUACCGUGUUCGAUCCAAUUUAACGACUCCCCAGACAUCGAAGAGGACACUACUCUCGAUCUCGUAUCCAUUAAAAUUUCUGCUACUAAUCCUCGUCCUCCCACGUGUCUUCCUUCUCUAACCAUACGACGAUCAGUGAUCCAACCGAAACGUUUUUACACGAGAGCUCGUUACUUCGAGAGAUCCCUUCUCGGAUAUCCUAAGAAUUCCGACAGAAUCACUUUAGCCUAUCUUCUCGAACUCAUUCUGGGAAAAUCUUCUCCCAACGGGACGUUCGGAAUAAUAAGAAGAAAGGGUCGUUACAUCGAGACCUAUCUCGAACGAGAGGACACCUGGUUCAAAUCGAUAUUCAAGCUUUUCUUUGCCAAGAGAAACGAUAUUACCAAGGGAAGAAGAAGAAGAUUCGGUAAGCCACGAUACGCCGAACGACUCCUGGCCAAUUCUCUUCGAGGAGAAUUCCUUGAGAAAAGGAAGACCACUACGGGGAUGCAAAAACGGCGCAGGCUCUGUCCUAGAGCGAGAUAUUUCGAGCGCGUCCUUGCAAAAGACGUACAAAAAUUGAUCGAACUUAUCAAGGAAAUUUCUAUUCCCGUAGAUUUAGGAAGAUUUUCCAUUGGCAGGGAGAAGAAAGAUGGCAAAGUGAGUGGUGGUAGGCGACGCUCGAGUUUGAUUAAACUCAAGGGUCGAUACUUGGAGCGUUGUUUAGCUUCGACGUUAACAGGUCUUGUCGAAUCAACGAGACGUCGAUCGUCGGACGGACAACUCGAUUUCUCAACGAAGGUUUCUCGUUCAAGAAGAUGUUCGUACGAUCGGGCGCACUACGGAGAACGUGCGAUCAUACGUAAUCUCGAGAUUCUCGGGAACCUGGCCGAGAAGGCGACCUCGAAGAUCCUUGGUUGGCGUGAAGGUCGGCCAACGAACGGCGACCUUGAUGCAUCUCUAUCGAAUUCGAUCUCAUACGAUUGCGAACCGGCAAACGAUGAGGACGUGCUCCUUGAGAACGAAGAGGAAAGAGGAGGCUUUUCCAAGUUCUUACGAUCCACCGGCGAGUUCGUCUCCGCCGAAGUGUUUCAUCGUGGUGCCAGGAGACUAUCGAGAUCGUCCAAGGUCGUCAAGGUCGACUCCCCCAUGGAAUCCACCGGCUGGCUCGGUUCACUCGCUCGACUCUGUGGCCUUGACAAUGGCGUUCGUUUCUCCGAUGAUAGCUCCAAGACGUGCGACCAAAAGAUUCUUGAUCGUCAAAACGAUUACGAAGCUCGUCGAAGGUUGUCAUUCGUGCCUACCGUACUUUACAAGGGCCUGACCAAUCACAUCGGCGUCGAUUUUACCAAACUCGUAGCCUACACUUUCAUUCCCUGUGCGUCCGUCGUUUUGUUGUACAUGUAUAAGUAGACGAUCUAUUAGAAAAAUCUACUUUAAUUUUCAUUUCAAUGUGUCUUAGGGCGAAACAUAAAAUCGGACUGUUUUAUGUUUUAAUUUGAAAAUAUAUUUUCGAUAUUUAUGUUUUCGCACAUUCAUUCAUCGACGAUCGGAACAAGAUACUUGUCAUUAGAAUUCCUAUAAAUGCAUUUUAAUCGACACCUUUGCAUUUCGCUUUUCGAAACUUUAUUUAGAUUAGGAUUUAAGAGUUGUCCUUUUUCUCAGAAUAAAUGAACGAAAAAAAAUAAUCGUAAAAGUAGGAGGAGUGUAAAACAGUAGUACGUAUCAAUGUAUCUCGAAACGUGCGUUUAUGUUUCCCUUAACCCCGUAUAAUGAAAUAUAUCAAUUUCAAAUAAAUCAUCGUCUUCCCAGUUUGAUAAUCUUUAUGUUUUGCAUGUCUCUAUGCGUUUUUCUCGUCGAUGUUACUAAAAAUAUAUACACACAUCUAUACACCGACACAAAUAGAACGCUCAUUGCACAGACCUCACAAAAAAACGCACAUUUCCAGAUGUAAUCCGAUUAGCAUUCGAUCGUUCGAAUUAGAUCGAAUACUAAUUGCCAACUGGAUCAAUUAAUAAAUGAGAUUGUGAGUCGUGUCGUAA
This is a messenger RNA of Polistes dominula (European paper wasp), 3349 nucleotides long. RefSeq lists its product as uncharacterized. Gene Ontology annotation, cellular component: stress fiber; adherens junction; Z disc. Gene Ontology annotation, molecular function: actin binding; muscle alpha-actinin binding. The record is from RefSeq and is a predicted model, not a curated record. Gene Ontology annotation, biological process: actin cytoskeleton organization; muscle structure development. Lineage: Eukaryota; Metazoa; Arthropoda; Insecta; Hymenoptera; Vespidae.